UUUGCAUCCCAUUUUUGUUUUAUUUUGUGUGAGAAUUUAAUUCUCUCUUCAAUUAAUUUACUUGAAAAGGAAGGAAGAAAUAAACAAAUUUUUGUUCUUUGCUUUCCUUUUCUGCUUAUUUAUGUGGAUGAUGAUUAUCUGAUAAUCAUAUAAGAGAAACUAAUUUUAUUUUCCUUUUCAACCUUAUGGCAGCUUGUUCUAAUAGGAAGUAAUAAUGGUUCUCUGCUACCUGCAGAAAUGUACUGGCAAUCCAUGUUGCCAAGCACCCCGAUGCCCGAAGCUAUAUACCAGCUUAUACAGCCCGGAAAUAAAAGCACAUUUUCUGAAGUAGAGGUUGGUGUUGCACUCAAAGAAUCAUCCGCGCUGCCUAGGAUAGACUAUGAUAUUGGCUAUACGGAUAAAGGAGCUGAAAAAGUUACCAUGGCCAAUUCUACGACUAUAUUCUUCUUAUAUGAUGAUCUCCUUCCUGGCAAAAGAAUGAUGCUUGUUUUCACCAAAUCAACAAGCAGGUCCAGUUUUUUGCCACGUAAAAUUGCAGAAACUAUUCCCUUUUCAAGCAAUAAGUUUUCAGAAAUCUUGAACUAUUUGUCAAUAAAACCUACAUCAAAGCAAUCUCAAAUUAUGAAACAAACAAUUGAAGACUGUGAGACACCGGGAGUCAAGGGAGAAGAUAAAUAUUGUGCCACAUCUUUAGAAUCGUUAGUUGACUUUGUCAUUGCAAAAUUAGGAAAAGAAGUCCAUGCACUUUCUAAUAAGGGAGAAGAAGAGGACAGCAAACAAAACUAUACCAUUCUAAAGGAGAUCAAAAUGAUGGGAGGCAAUCAAAUAGUAUGUCAUAAGAUGAGAUAUGUUUAUGCUGUAUUUUACUGCCAUAUAAUCAUGCCAACAAUGGUUUACUUGGUUCCAUUAGUGGGUGACAAUGGCUGCAAGGCUAAAGCAGUUGUUAUUUGCCACACAAAUACAUCAUCUUGGAAUCCAGAGCACUUUGCUUUUCGGGUCCUAAAAGUUAAGCCAGGAGGACCCCCAAUUUGUCACUUUCUUAAUAGUGAUACUAUUGUUUGGGUAUCUAACUCAAUUUAGAAAAGACUAGCUGCACACCCUUGAGUGAACAAUUGUUAUAUACUUCCCUAAUGUGAGGAAUGAUUGUACUUGGAA
Molecule: messenger RNA, 1155 nt
Organism: Ricinus communis (castor bean)
Lineage: Eukaryota; Viridiplantae; Streptophyta; Magnoliopsida; Malpighiales; Euphorbiaceae
Product: BURP domain protein RD22
Exons: 2
Coding region: 238-1080 (280 amino acids)
Source: RefSeq, a predicted model, not a curated record